This is a messenger RNA of Naegleria gruberi, 1956 nucleotides long. RefSeq lists its product as uncharacterized. Lineage: Eukaryota; Heterolobosea; Eutetramitea; Acrasida; Naegleriidae. The record is from RefSeq and is a predicted model, not a curated record. The transcript has a single exon. Bases 1 to 1956 code for a protein of 651 amino acids.
AUGGAACAAUCAAAUUUUGAUGCAGGUGGAGGAAGUGAAUUAAUUUCCAUCCAAGAAUUAAUCAAGAAAAUUCAAAGCCUUCAUUCUCACUUUAAUGAUGAUCAUGAAUUGCAUCAUCCAUUCCGAAGUAUUUAUUUGUAUGGAUCGUCGGUUUAUGAAAAUAAGGCUUGCAAAUUGGUUCAUAAUAUUAGAGAUGAUGAUGAUGAUAGUGAAGGCUAUUUAAUGAUUAGGGAGGGAGUUGUGGUUGGUGAUUUGGAUAUCUUGUUGGUGAGGGAUGGAUUUCAUCAUUCUGGAUUGAAAGAUUUGAUUCAUGAGGAGGAUAGGGAUGAAAAGGAUGUUUUCUUUGAGCAGGAUAUUACGUUGCAUUUCAAGUUGAAAGGAUCUAAGGGAAAUUGGUAUGAUAUUGAGACGCAUAUUAUGUCAACGAGUAUAUUUAUGGAGACAAUUAGACAACAUAAGGGAAUUACAUGUCAAUAUGUGUUUAUGGAUAGGAAUGAGUUUGUGAUUUAUGAGGAUGAAUUGAUGGGAUGGUUUAGAUGUUUUUGGUUUAGGAAUUUUCAUUUUCACAGGAGAUUGUUUAGGAGAAUGAUUGUGAGAGAGGCUGAUGUGUGGUGCUACUCGAAAGCAAGAAGAUUAAUAACCAUUGAGAAAGAUUAUGAAAAGGGAAAGAAGAACCUCAUUCACGGUAUUAGAUAUUUUAGAUUGAGUAAUCAAAUUUUGGAAAAUUUAACAAUUAAUGAUUACACAGUUACCAAUGAUUUGAAGAAACAAGUACUUUCUCAAAAUUCAACAGAUUGGAAAUAUUGGGAAGAAAUGUUUGAGCCAAUGUAUUUAUCGGAAAGAGAUGAGUUCAAUAAGAAAGUAGACUUACAUAUUCAGGGUGGCCUCAAAGUUGCAUCAGAGUAUUCUGAGAAGGUGGGUGUAUCGACACUUUGUAAUAUAAUUGAAGAUCAUGGAUUACAAUAUCUUUCUUUGAAUUUUAGCACUGACAUUAUUCCACUUGCUAUUUUCGAUCAAAAUGGUGAAGAAUUGGAUCUUGUAAAAUAUCUUACAUGUGAAAGUUUAAUUAGAGUGUUGCUAAUGGGUGUAAAGUUGAACUCUGAAGAUUACAGACAUCAUAUAUUGAAACAAUUAUCAAAUCUAGAAUCUGACAUACGAGGAUACUCUAUUCUCUUCAAAAUAACUCAACUGGAAGAGAUGGAAAGAAUUGAUGAAACAAUCCCUAGAAAACCAUUGAGAGAAACUAAUGGUAUCGUGAUGUCUGCUACAGUGACUGAUUCGUUAGAAAUUACUUACAAACCAGUGGCUGUUCCUUUACCAAAAGUUUAUGAUGAAUUCAGGUGGUUGAAUACUAGCACCAAAAACAAGACUCAAUCGAGUCAACUAUCUUUAUUAGAAGUGGAUGAGAUAACAUCAAUAUCAAAAAAUUAUAGAGGUGAUACCUACAUUCUUUAUAAUUACUGUGGAAAAUGGAGAUGGUCUCACCCAAAUGAAGAUCUUCAAUACUUUACAAAACUAUCCAAUGUAAGACAUAGUUCAGGUAAUGAAAAGGAGCAGUUUUGCAGCUUGUUAUCUCCUGGAGCUAAUUUUGAAGAACUGAAUGCCAGACUUGAUAACCAUACAAAUAAGAAUUUCAUAUUUGUCAAACCAAUAUCAGAAAAUUAUUUAUCAUUAAUUGCUGUUCGAGACCUUACAAACAAUACUAUUUUAGAUUUGGAACCAUUCUCAAAUUUACUAUUUGAUUGCAAAUACAUUCAAAAAGAAAAUAUUGGAAUGUUAAAGAAAAAGGCCUUGGAAAUGAGUUCAGAUUUGCUUUACAAACUUCCUUACAAAUGCUCAUCUCAACAUGAGAAGGAUAUUGUCACAUUAUUGAAAUACCUUUACUAUCUUUCUAAUUCGUUGGGUUUUUGCUAUGAUGGAUUUAAUAUUAAUCUAAAGUUAAAAUCUGGUAGGUGA